Molecule: messenger RNA, 3051 nt
Organism: Aspergillus uvarum CBS 121591
Lineage: Eukaryota; Fungi; Ascomycota; Eurotiomycetes; Eurotiales; Aspergillaceae
Product: ATP-binding protein
Exons: 5
Coding region: 151-3051 (966 amino acids)
Molecular function (GO): ATP binding; ATP hydrolysis activity
Source: RefSeq, a predicted model, not a curated record
CUCUUCUUCUGUCUUCCACCUUCGUUUCCUCUUCCUCUUCUUCUCCUUCUUUCUCUCACUCACUUAUCCUCGUUGCAGCUAUUUGCUUCUACCGACCCACCCGAAUAGUAGAGAUCCGAAUAUAACAGUCCACUAAUCGCCAUCCUCAUCAUGGCUGAUAAUUCAGGAAGUGCACCAACCAGCACUACUCAACAUCACCAUCAUCUUCCUCCUCCUCCUGACCCUCCCAAUACCACUUCUCCCAGUAGUACCACCACGACUCCUCCUACCACGACGAGUACGAAUAACAAGCUGGAAUCAGAGGCCAAGCCGCCUGUCCCCGCCCCCGAACCCGCCGCCAAAAAGCCGACGAAGAAGAAGCCCCAUCGCUCCACCAAGACCUCCUCCAUUGUCACCCCCAGCGAUGACAGCUCUUCCGCUCCCGACUCCGACAGCAGCGACUCAGAAUCCACCACCCACGACUCUGCCGCAGAUAAAGAUGCCUCCACUUCCUCCUCGAGCUCCUCCAGCUCCGACGAAUCCGAGGUGGAUCGCAAGCAUCGUCGCAAGCGCGGCAAGGCCCGAGCCAAGAAGGCCUUGAAGAGCAGCGGUCGCAGGAAGAAAUCCACCCGCUCGCGCCAACAGUCGGACUCGGACUCGGAUUCCUCGUCCCAGGAUGGCGAGGAUUCAGAUUCCGAUCUCGAUGAGAAGACCUUGAAGAAGCUGGUCGCCAAGCUCAAGAACAAACGUUCCUCCAGGAAGUCUCGCUCCAAGGAGGACUCCUCCGAGGACCAGCAGGAUGACAACGAGGACGAUGGCUCCGAUGAACUGGCUUUGCUCCUGGCAAAGCAGAAGUUGGCGGCCUUGCGACUGAAGUUGACUGACGGUCGCCGCAGUAAAGGACGCAGAAAGCGGAGCUCCACCGACGCGGAUGGUUCAAAGGGGUCGUCACAGAAGUCCAAAAGCCGGAAGAAGGCAGCGUCGAAGAUAGCUUUCAAGCGGGUGGAUCAAUUAUGGGACAAUACAAUCCAUAACUACAAAUUGACCGAGACGGUCGAUGAUCCUGGAGCCAACGAGUGGGACCAAUACCUCUUUACAGUACGUCGCAAGUUCGACUGGGACAACAAGUAUACGGAGACGGUGGUGGACCUCAAGAGCAAGCACAUCCGCGAUGCGCUAGCCAAGGUGAUGGACGGAGUCAAGGGCGUCAGUCUGGUCCAGGAAACGGCGGUCGUCGAUCCCAACAUGCUCUUUUUGUACUUGGAGGAGACACGGCAGUACAUGCGCGAAUUGCGACAGCUGGCCAAGACGGAAAGAAAGAAGAAGGCUCGCAAAGCAGCCCAACUCAAGGCCGCUCAUCUCAAGGUGCUCAUCAAGUACCUGGAUACCGACUAUGCGGAUACCAAAAAGACCCUGUACCCACUGCUCGACGCCAACAUGAUCACCUUCGACCUGUUGUGGGCCAUCUUCAAGCCUAACACGAUCGCCUAUUCAUCGACGUACGGCAAUGUGGAUGAGCCUCGUGCCUUCAAGAUCGAGUACGCCACUAAAGAAUCGUCCUUCAUGAAAGGUCAGUGGUACAGCAUCGAAGGGCGUUACCUGGAAUAUGACGGGAAGUCGUUCGGGAUGGGCACGAUGGCUGCGGAGGUCGAAUCCUUCAAGGGCUCUCGGAAAAUCACCAGUCUUGGCUGUUAUCCCCUGAAAUAUCAUCGCGAGGCGGAGGCAAUUAAGCUCAAGCUGAUCGAGCGGGGCAAAAAGUUCGUGGCAUUGCGUGGCAUGAACUACCGCUUCCACAAGGGCAUGGGCUUCUACAAGAAGAAGCGCUCGGUUAUUAAAGUCAACAUCAACGGUAGGGUCAUGAUCGACCCGGCUAUUCAUCGUCGUAUCAACCCCAACUAUCCUAUCAGUACCGUUCGCCCCAAGGAUCCGGAUUACCUUGAUGGGUCGGACGGAGACGGGAGUGACGAUGGUUGCUGCUGUGGUGUGUCGGAUUCGGAUUCGGAUCAGGGUUGUGGACCAUCGCGGGACUCUGACACGCCCAGAACACGCUACAAGGUGGUUCGAGACAAGGAGGGAAAGCCGCACGUGGUUGAAGUGGAACUGGACGAGAAUGGUAACGAGGUGCAGAAAGAGGACAUGGACCAAGUGGAUGACCCCUCCGAGCGGGAUUUUACCGAGGAGGAGCUGCUGAUCGCGAGCCCAGUAGUCCUGGGAUUUGCCUUUAGCGAGAAGCUGUGGCUGGAGUUUAGCAUCUCCGGAAUUAGCGAGAUUGAAUGGAACGAGGAGGCUUUCAGCUCUCUGGUGCUGCCCGACAACCAGAAGUCCAUUGUGAAGGCGCUGGUUGAGUCUCACACCUUCCGAGCUGCCCAAAACAUCGAUGAUGUGAUCCAGGGCAAGGGCAAGGGGCUAGUCGCAGUACUUCACGGCCCUCCAGGGACAGGUAAGACGCUCACAGCAGAAGGUAUCGCCGAACUGCUCAAGCGUCCCCUCUACAUGGUCAGUGCAGGAGAGUUGGGAACCGACUCGCGCACGCUGGAAGCCGAGCUCAACAAGAUUUUGGAUAUUGCCCAUUCUUGGGGCGCGGUCCUCCUGCUCGAUGAGGCCGAUAUCUUCCUGGAGAAGCGGACCAUCCAGGACAUCCACCGCAAUGCCCUGGUCAGCAUCUUCCUCCGUCUCCUGGAGUAUUUCCAAGGAAUCCUAUUCCUGACGACCAACCGCGUGGAAACCUUCGACGACGCGUUCCAAUCGCGCAUCCACGUGGCGCUCCGCUACGGUGACCUCACCACCAAGGCCAAACGCAGUGUCUGGAAGAUGUUCCUGGAGAAAGUCCAGGCCAUGGAAGGUGUGCAGACUGCCACGUUCACCGAUAAAGACUUUGAUCUCCUUGCCCGCCACAACCUGAACGGACGUCAGAUAAAAAACUCCGUCCGCACAGCGCAAGCCCUCGCAGUCAACGAGCAGACGCCUCUCUCCAUGGAGCACAUCAAGCGGGUCCUGACCGUAGCCGAAACAUUCGACCAGGACCUCCGCGGAGGAACGGGAUACCUCGACGCCAUGCGAAGCUAUACCUGA